UUAUCUAUCUUAUUAGUUAUCAAUAAUUUAUUAUUUCUCUUUGAUAUUUGAUUUCCUACUUUUAUUUUGUUCAAUUUAGUUGAAUUUAGUAGUAUGCUUACUAAAAUUAUAAUAACUUACAGUACCUACGUCUUGCAUAUUGUACUUUCAAGGUAGCUCAUCAAUCUUUGUUGGCAGUUGACACAUUUAUGAAUUUAUUUGCUCUUUACACGGUUCACUAAAUUCCUAUUUAUUGAUGCAUUCGCAUUAAUAAUUACCAGUUAUUACCACACUAAUAUGUAUUUACAAUGGAGGAAAAUAAUCAAAAAAAAUCAGUAUUUGAAAUUUCCAAAACUACUAUAUCUGGAUAUACCAUCGAAAUUGGAAAUACCACUUAUGAAAAUACUUUGGAAGAACGCAUUCAAGCUGCUAGAAAUGCUUCGUCAAGUGCUAAACUAGCACAAAAACAAAACAUAAAAGAAAAAUUAUCUAAUUGCAGGAAUGUAAAAGAUAUAAAUUUUCAAAAUAAUAUGGCUGUUAAAAAAUUAAUGAGUAGUGCUCAAGAGUUUAAAACUAAAAAUAAACAAUGUGUGUCUAUAAGUAAAACAGAUAAUCUAAAUUCUACUCAUGUUCCUCUUUUAAACUUUACUAAAAAUAUAUAUUCAAAUUUUGAAUCCAAAUGUAACACAAGUUUGUUAAAACCAACAUAUAAAGGAAAUGGUUCAAUGCAACUCCGAUUAGAAGCUAUAAAAGAUAAUAGAAAGAUUUCUAAUAAAAUUUCAUAUGAAUAUAAUAAUACUUUAGAAUCAAAUAAUCCUUCAAAAAAUGUGAGUCUUCAAGAUGUCCCACCAACAAAAAAUCAUAGUUCUAAAUUAUGUCAUACUAAUGUUGCCAAGCGUUAUGAGUAUAACACUAGAUCAACUGUACAAAAACAUUUUGAAGAAGUUAAAUAUGCUGGACACUGUGAUCGUACUAAAGAUAUUACUAAUAUACCAUAUAAAUCAGUAACUUCUGUACAAAAUAGACUCAUGCGUGCAAGAGAAAAAAUGACAGCUAAAUACAAAGAUAAUUCUGAAGUAAAUGUUUUAAGACUUGGAAAUAUUAAAAAACCAUCAGAAUGUGAAUUAGAUAAUAUUCAUCAAGAUACAAAUACAUUGGGCCAUAACAUUAAAAAUAAAACAAAAAGGUUGAACCAAACUAAUCAAAAUAUAAAAAAAAAGAAAUCUGGACUUUUAUCAGCUACUAAAAAAAUCAUUUUAAAUAAUAAUUCCUCUAUUGAUAAAUGUUUUGAUCAUCAGCUAAUGAAUGUACAACAAAAACCAAUUAUACCAGUUAUAAACAAUACAAUUUCAUCUAGUUCUUCUUCUGUUUCAGAAGCAAUUGUGUCAACAAAAUUGGAAAAUCAAUGCAUUUUAAAAAAUUCGAAGUUGAAUGAACUAGAUUCUUUUAGUUUUGUUAGACCACAAACUUCUUGUAAUCAACAAAUAUUAGAAAAUAAAAAAAAUACACAAUUUAAUAACGAUGAAUGUAUGGAAUGGGAAGAUAUAAUUGAAACAGAUAACAUAGUUGAAAAAGUUAAUGACUUGAGAAGAACUAAACAUGAAUUUGAACCUAUGGAAUGGACACCUGAUUCAAUCAUGCACUCUGAUAGAAUUAAUUACUGUUUAGUGAUUGAUACAAAUAUACUUUUAUCAGCUUUGAAAUCAAUUACUGUUGUUAUAGACAAAUAUUUAACUGACUAUGGUUAUCCAACAAUCGUUUUACCGUGGCAAGUUUUAAAAGAACUUGAUUGUAUAAAAAACGGUGAUAAUACACUAGGUUAUCGAGCACGUGAAGCCACCCGAUGGUUAUUAGAAAUGCUUUCAAAACAUCAUCCAAGAUUAAAAGGUCAACCUAUGACAAAAAAAUUUAGUAUGAGUUCUGAUGAUGAUAUUUUAAAGUGUGCCAUAACUGUUAAAGAAAGAGUGAAUAUUGUAUUUUUAGUUACCGAUGAUAAAAUUUUAAGCAUAAAAUCAGAAUUUAAUGGAGUAUCAGUUAAAAACUCAGAGUGGCUCCAAAGCUUAGCUACAAAUACUAAUCAAAACAAAUCUGAAAUUUUCCAAGAGGCUGUUAAAAGUUAUCCAAUUAUUGAAAACAAAUUAAUUGUGAAACUUGAACCCCAUUUAGAACAUACUAUUUUAAGAGUCUUAAAGUGUGCUGUAGAUCUUAAUAUGAAUUAUUCGAAUCAUACACAAAAGUUCUGGUGGCAAAUAUAUUCAUUGUCAAAACCAUUCAAUAUAACUCAAUUAUUAGAAAAGUUAAAAGAACACUGGAAUAUAAUAGCACCCCAUCAAUUAUUUAAAGUUCCUAAAAAACAAUUGGAUUAUAUGGAAUAUUUUUUUAAUGAUCUUAAACUAAUCUCACCUGAAAUUAGCCUUAGUUGGAUUGAGUUUUACAAUUUUCUCAAGUAUUGUACAGAAACUAUAGUUGCUUUACCUUAUGAAUAUUAUCAUAUUACUGAUGUAAUUUUAAGCGAUUUAAUGAAAGCUAGAAAAACUUUAAAACAAAAACUAGAUUGUACCACACUUUGUGAUAAGUCAUUUUAUUCAUUAAACAAUUUAAGUAUUUCAAAUAAUGAUGUUAUUAAUAUUGAUGAAAUUUUGUAUAAUAUUUCAAAAGGAGUUGAUACAUUUUGCUCCUAUGUUUACAAUGCUAAUGGUUUUGAACGUGACUGGUCUGAAAACGAACAAAAAUGUGGUAUAGUUCUUCAACCAGUAAAUGUUGAUGAGACAAUUAAAAACUAUUGUUGUAAAUUAUCAAAUAUUAUCAAAAUCAUGUUAAAAAUAAAAUUACUAAAAACUGAACAAAUAUUGGAAUCUCACAUAAUUAUUGAUGCAUUUUUAAAUUCAAUUACUGUAUUUGAUAAUGUAUCUGUAAACAUAACUAAGGAAAGCGUCAUUAAUUAUUGUUUGCUGAAAAAUAAAAAUUCAUUUUUCCAUGUAUUGAUAUCCUUUCAAAAUAAUCUGGCAGCCAUAAAAAAUUUGAUUACUACCAUUAAGUUGUAAUGUUAUAUAUUUAUUAAUUUAUUAAGUCUAUAUACUAUUUAAU
Messenger RNA from Rhopalosiphum maidis (corn leaf aphid), 3066 nucleotides. RefSeq names its product transcriptional protein SWT1-like. The coding region runs from base 288 to 3023 and encodes 911 amino acids. The transcript has 16 exons. Gene Ontology annotation, cellular component: nucleus. Lineage: Eukaryota; Metazoa; Arthropoda; Insecta; Hemiptera; Aphididae. The record is from RefSeq and is a predicted model, not a curated record.